Daphnia pulicaria is the source of this 3088-nucleotide messenger RNA. RefSeq lists its product as uncharacterized. The coding region runs from base 128 to 1486 and encodes 452 amino acids. The transcript has 13 exons. NCBI's taxonomy places the organism in Eukaryota, Metazoa, Arthropoda, Branchiopoda, Diplostraca, Daphniidae. The record is from RefSeq and is a predicted model, not a curated record.
GGCGACUUAAUUCCGAAGUGUCACAAAAUUUCCCCUCGGCCCGAGCACAUCGCUUUAUAAAGUAACGUGAGAUUUGCUUUGUCUUAGUUCAGUUUGCACUUUAAGACCCGAUCCACUGCCGAAUGUCAUGUUGUCCAAAUUCGAUUUUCAACGCUUCCAGCUCGUCUUCCUCCUCCUUUUCAUUGUCUCUUCCGCCUGCGCCGAAGAGUACCAAAUCGUGACGACCUGGGACAACAGAACCAUCGAUCACGCCGACAAGCCCGUCAUCGUCCAACUGGAUCGCAAAGACGCCUCGUCUUUCAAAAUCUCUGUCGCCGCUCCUUUUUUCAAAGAUCCUCCAAAACCGCCCGGUGAAGUUGGUGAGCCUUUCUACGGCCUAUGGGACUACGAAGUGGUCGAAGUGUUUUUCCUCAACGACCAGGACCAGUACGUCGAAAUCGAAUUAUGCCCAUGGGGUCAGCACAUUGUUUUACUGUUGAACGGCUACCGAAAGAUGAUCCGCCACAGUUUGUUCAUCGAUUUCAAAGUCACCAAUCAGACUGGAGAUUAUUGGAAAGGCGAGGCCAUCAUUCCGGCCGAUUUGCUUCCGCCCAACGUGACUAAAAUGAACGCUUACGCCAUUCACGGCUCGGGUGACAAGACGGUCUACGAGUCCCUCUAUCCUGUCCCGUUCAAUUCGACCGCCGGAGCUGAUUUCCAUAAACUGGACGCCUUCCAACCGUUCGAUCGGAACAUUAUUUUGACGACAGAUGUCAGCAGUUAUUCACAAACAUGGACCGACUCAUUCGAAGGGAUUCGGAGAUUGAAAAUCGAUCACACUUGGAACGGAGCAUUUCUGGGCGAGAAAGAAGCGGUGGAUUUGGAGAUUGAAACUCGAUCCGGCACGGGAUUGGUGGUCAAAGUCAGCGCUCCUUUUUACGACGACGUUCCGCCACCGCCCGGCCCCAGCGGAUGGCCGUUUAAUUCCCUUUCCUCGUACGAGUUUACCAGUUUGUUUCUGGUAGGAGGAAACAACGUCGAAGCCCUUGAAGUUCAACUUGGGCCUUGGGGCCAUUACGACGUUAUUUUCUGGAGCGGAAGUUCAAAUCUGAGCUAUUUCCAUCCGGAAAUUGUUUAUCAAGUGGACUGGCAGAAUAGUACCGAGGGCAAGCGCUGGAUAGGCACUGCCAUGAUCCCAUUCGCCUAUCUCCCGCCUAAAGUGUUUAAAUGCAACGCCCAUUCGGCUCACGGACCAAGUGAAUCACGUCAAAUCAACAGUUUGUAUCCGACCAGUGGAAUCUUGCCGCCAAACCUUCAUAAUCAAAACUCUUGCAAAGCCAUCGAUAUGACGACCAUUUACCCGGGCAACGACAACGCAACAUGUUCUGACGUGUGGACCGGCAAAGUUCGCAACUGUCCCGUUCCUUACAGCGCCGGCCACACCCAAACGGCCAAUCAUUUGGCAUUGCUGUUGGCCAUCGCCUCGAUCGCUUCCUUUAUCUUGUAAAUAUUUCCCCCCUCAAACAUUUACUCAUAAAAUUUACAUUUUUCUAUUUAAUCAAAUUAAAUUGAUGUAAUUAUUUCAAUUAUCAAAUGAUUCCAAUGAAUUUUGAAUAAUUAAAAACGAAUGACGACAUGUUGUGACCGUCAAGGCCUCAUCAAAAGUCAAAUAGAAAAAGAAAUGUGGCUGUGUGCAAUCGUGUGAGAUAAUCGCUGCUGCGGGAGUAGUCUAUACUCCGUCUUGCAUUUCCUGUUUUUGGGAUGAUGUACGUCGCGUGGAAUCUUGGCGCCAUUCUUCCGCCUUUUGCAGCAGCAGAGCACCAAUAAGGAGAAAUUGAAAAAGAAAACAUUUCGUAUCGUGAUGAAAACGGACCAGCGUGAAGAGGAGAUGACCAUGAAAACGCUGAUGAAGAAACCACCAGCGCCAUUUAGAUGUGUGUUGGAUUCAAUGCCCUCUUAUCUUAGGGCAAUAAGCGUGUAGUAUAGUAAAAAAAGAUGUGACGCAAAAUGCAUCAAAGGCAAUAGAAGAGCAGAGGUUGUGGGUGUUGGUGGCGGACGAUAGUUGUAUAAGAUUAGCCUGCCACCACCACCAGAGUCAAGGUUGUAAUAGAUACGCCUGCUACUAGUACUGAUGCUGCUGGCUAUUAGAAUAGAAUAUUAGAGCUGCCGUUUCGGUGCACUCGACCAUCAGUCACAUUCCUUCUCAACUUCCGACCGGUUGGUUGCCACCCCAUCCAUCGUUAUUCUUUGAUAACUUCCGGCCUUCCCGAACAAUUAUUAUGUCAAACAAUAUCAGAUGGACGCUGGCGUUGGUACUGGUCACGAUGGUUUCGUGGCUGGUGAUGAUGGCUGAUCUCCAGCGCAUCCAGGAGAAUCCCAAUCGGCUUUUCCUUCAAGCCCGGCCGCCGACCAUCGAUCACCGAAAUCGCACCGGCUAUCGCGGCCAGCUCAACAUCCCCCAAUCCUUUGCCGGACUCAAAGUCGCCCCGUCCAUUUACCGAUGGAUGAACGGCCUCUACGGAGGCGCAGCUGUCACAAGGAUCGGAGUGACAGUGGCUGAGGGUCCCAGUCCUUCGCUGGAGAGGCGAGUGCCGUGUUGCUCCGGCUACUUGACGCCGACGAUGGAUGCACGAAACUGCACGAAAAUGGGCGGCGAAUGCUGUUCCAGGGAAUUCACCGACUACCCCGGCGCUGGUGGCAUGGGUUUAAUUAAUCCAAGGAAGUUGAAGAAAUCACGACAGGCUUACCAGGGCAACUGUUACCAGUGCUAUGAAUUCUUCACCGUCUGUCUCGUCGGCAACUGAAUAAAAUUCUCCAUUUCUUAUAAUCAAAUCCUUUUUUUUAAAACCAUAUUUUUAUCCUGUUGCAUCAAAUUAAAGUAAAGCAGCUGCAGCAACAGACACUGGGCAAUUUAUAUGACAAGCCUUUCAACACUCCCACGAUUUUUGAAAAUCAAAUUAUAGUCAAGUAUAUAAAAUAAUAAUGAAGUACAAUAUGUUGUGAUUUGUUAUUCAUUGCUGCCACAUUGAUGUUGAACGAUUGAAUAUCCUACAAAAUACUUUCUCUUAUAUUACCAAAGUCAAUACACAAUUUAAUUGUCUACUUAAAA